Mercenaria mercenaria is the source of this 1770-nucleotide messenger RNA. RefSeq names its product zinc finger CCCH domain-containing protein 13-like. The transcript has 10 exons. Lineage: Eukaryota; Metazoa; Mollusca; Bivalvia; Venerida; Veneridae. The record is from RefSeq and is a predicted model, not a curated record. Bases 121 to 1770 code for a protein of 549 amino acids. Gene Ontology annotation, molecular function: protein binding.
ACCAAUCAAAAACGAUUUUAUAUCGAGGUUUUCGACGAAAUAUUCUGGUCAAAAUCACAGAAAAUGUGAUGUUUAACGUGAUAAUACAGAAACACGAGAUAUUUAUACAUACCAGAAAAUAUGAGCCGUGGACGAAGACAGGUUAUUCAGUUGCAUGAACCUGCACAACGGGUCCUGUAUUCAAAUGAACCAGCAAAUGAACUUGAAGAUGAUGAUGAUGACAGUGGAGGUGAUAUGCCAACACCAGAGCGUCUUGUGACAGAAGAUAUGCUGCCAAAUAGACCACCACCCAACAGUCAUCCAGGUGGUGGGUAUGAGAUCGAUAAUAAAGUUGCAAACUUUCUCGCUGAGAUUGAUGCCUUAGAGCCAGGACCCGAUGGAGAAGCAUCUAGGUCUCCGGCCCCAGCUAGAACCCAGGAGAUCUCACCAGCAAGGGACCAGUAUUCACCACCAAGGGAAAGGUCACCUGUUAGAUCCAAACCAAAUGCUUACAGCAACAUGUUUGUGAAGGGAACACCAGAAUUCGUAAAGAAGCCAGAGGACCAACAUAACAACAAAGGGACAAAGAAGCUAGAGCCUUGGCCAGAAGAGCCUAAGAGUGACUGGCAUCAGUUAACUGAUGAGAAGACCAGCUACCCGUAUUACUGGAACAUGGUAACUAAUGCUGUGGUCUGGGAUAUGCCCCCAGAAUUCUCGCAAUAUCUGUUACGGCAGAAAGAGUAUGAGGAGAAGGUUGAACGAGGGUUGAGGGAGGGAACAUUAGAUCCAGAACAGAGAAGAAAACCCAGUCCAAAUCAGGGAGGAAACUCCGUCAUAGCAAAACAAGAAGAAAAGAAUGAAAGAAAGUCUGAAGGCCACAGAGAUCAGGAGAGACCGUCGAGAUCUCAUGGCCGGCAUGGUCGCCGUCCGUCAAACAGUGAAGACAGUAGUAGUGAUAGCAGUGACAGUGAGGGAAGUCAGCCACGUACUUCACACCGUAGUGACAGACAAAAAUCAAAUCCUGAUAGAGCUCCGGUGGUUUCAUCCUCCUCAGCAGACAGUAGUCGUGCCACAAGCCAUGACAAGAAGAGAUCAGCGACCCCAGAGUUGCCGGACAGUACACGGCCAGAUGAUAAGAAAAUUUCCUCAAGUAAGCAGGAGAGCAAGGAUGACAGUAUGGACUUUGAUAUAGAUGAUAUAGACAAGGAACUGGAGAUGGCUCUCGAGAGAAAGCGGCAAGAACUAAUGAAAUUAGAAGAAAAGAAGAGUGAUGACAAAACUGAGAAAGACAAACCUAAAGAUAGAAAGAAGGAUGAAAACAGGCAUCGUGAUGACGAUAGAAGGGAUGAUAAGCACAGGAAGCAUGGAAAACAUCGUGAUUCAGACAGAGACAGGGAUCGUGACCGGGAUAGGGAUCGCGACAGGAAACACCACCACGAUAAGGAGGAGAAGAAACCAAAACUAACACUGAAAGAGAGGCUAAGAAUUGUAAUGGAGUUUAGGUUUUCAUUAGAUCUUUUAAAGGGUUAUAGAAUUACUAGUAAUUGUAGGACUAUGGAGAAGGAGAGGAGAAAGAAGCGAGCUAUUGAAGAGAUGAUGGCCAGAGAGCUUGAGCAGACAGUGGGAAGAGGAAGUGGUAGUCACAAACGUCAGCGCGAGGAGAAGUCACACAAGCGUUACAGACACGAUGAUGAUCGUGGGGACUAUCGCUCGAGAGAGGACUACGGAGAAUACAGUAGAGCCUAUGAUUCCUGGGGGGAUAGAGAAUCUUCCUCUUAUGAUGAUAGGUAG